Actinia tenebrosa (Australian red waratah sea anemone) is the source of this 1398-nucleotide messenger RNA. Its product is annotated as peroxisomal sarcosine oxidase. Lineage: Eukaryota; Metazoa; Cnidaria; Anthozoa; Actiniaria; Actiniidae. The record is from RefSeq and is a predicted model, not a curated record. Gene Ontology annotation, cellular component: peroxisome. Gene Ontology annotation, molecular function: L-pipecolate oxidase activity; sarcosine oxidase activity; flavin adenine dinucleotide binding.
CGUAAAACAGAUUGUCAAGAUCACAGUCAUUAGAAUCAAAUCAAAACAAUCUGGGAAAUGAAUGAAUCUCUAUACGAUGUGUGCGUGAUUGGAGCGGGUAUUGAGGGCAGUUGUGCUGCUCGAUAUUCAGCCUCUCGUGGAAAGAAAACUUUGCUGUUAGAACAGUUUCAUCUUCCACAUUCUCAUGGAAGCUCUCAUGGUACCACCAGAUUAGUUCGUUAUGGUUAUAGUAACUCUAUAUUCUCUGAUCUGAUGCCUGAAUCCUAUAAAAUGUGGGAAGAGGUUGAAAAGAAAGCUGGCAAACAAUUGUUCAAGAAAGUGGGGCUCUUUUCUGCAGAAGGGCCACCAUUUGCUGAAGUUAGCAAGCUUGUACUUAAUGUCAGAAAUUGUGGUGGUAUAUGUGAGGUAUUGUCACCUGAAGAAAUCAAGAAGAGGUUCCCUAAGUUUAGUCUGCCACCAGACUGGAAUGGAACAUUUGAACCUGAGGGAGGAUUCAUACUAGCCAACCAAGCUUUGAAGGCUGUCCAGGAACAGUUUGUUGAAUUUGGUGGGAACCUUCAUGAUGGUGAAAAGGUAGUGAAGAUUGAACCUGGUAAUAUAGUUACCAUACACACAUCAAAAGGUGUAUAUCAAGCAAAGAAUAUCAUCAUUACGGCAGGUCCUUGGGUAAAUGAGAUUCUGAAGCCACUUGGUGUGAAGUUACCAGUUGAAAUUUGGAGAGUUAAUCUGAGUUUCUGGGAGCCUAAAGAUCCAAAACAAUUUUCAAUAGAAAGUGGGUUUCCUGGAUUCAUCUUGUAUUUGGAAGAUCUAGAUGGCUUGGGUCAUGAGCACGUCUAUGGAUUCCCUGUGUUUGAGUUUCCAGGUCUGAUCAAGAUUUGUCAUCAUGGUGGAGUUCCUGUCUCUGGACCUCAGUCAAGGGAUGAUAUGAGAAAAGAUGAAAAAUACAUUGACAAAACAUCUAAAUGUAUUUCCAAGAGAUUCGUAGGGAUUGACCCCAACCCAAAAAUAGUAGACACCUGCAUGUACACGGUAACUCCAGACAGCUCGUUUGUCCUUGACUAUCAUCCAUCACAUUCUAACAUUGUAAUUGGUGCAGGAUUUUCAGGUCAUGGAUUUAAAAUGGCACCCUUGGUUGGCAAGAUUCUAUACCAGCUUGCACUUGGAGAAAGGCCUUCUUAUGAAAUGGGGCCGUUCAAGAUCUCAAGAUUUAAUGUUCCAAAGUCUUCCUUGUGAAAGACGAUUGAAAGAACCUGAGUGAUCAGAAAAUUUAAUAUUUAACAAUAGCGUUGCUUUUUUAAAAAAAUAAUGUAAUGCCUGAAUGCAAUUUUAUCGAAUGGGCUUCCCGAAGGCGUUGAGGAAAAAAUAUUUAAAAUAUGAGCUUAUGCUUUUUACAUGAAA